GCAGUCACAUGACUGGGAAACGAUUUCAGGGUUAGCUACCAGUUUGCUGAUACAAACUUGAUAAUCAUGGUAAGUUAAAAUGAUAAAAUAGCUACACUUUAUACUUCUGAUUAUUAUCCAUCCAAUCCUUCAUGAUUGUAUGACUGAGACUGAGACUCGAAAACAGACUCAAAUUGUGGGUGGUGCUAACUAGCUACGGCCUAGCUAAAAGCUACUAGCUGGCUAAGGCUACUGUGUAGGCUAACUGUCAACACAUUUAAUUUUUGAAGAAUCGACCGAUUCAUUGAUGUCUAGCAUCUCUUAUGGUCGAUUAUUUCCAUCUCUUACUGUUAAGCCACUGAUUUCACCAAGUCAAAGGAGCGCAGUUUGUUAGCUACAGUAAUAUUUUCAUGAAAUGUCUAGACGUUAGCCAGUUAGUUAGCUAACGUAGCUAGCAAAGAUCAGAGAUAAUACAAAUUCAACGUAGCAUAUGUAAAGCUAGUUGAUGGCUAAGGAAAGGUUAGCCAUCAGCUGUCAGUCAUUGAUAAUUCAUUCUGGUAAUGCCAGUAUAGCUAGAAAUAAACAUGGUUAGUGUGAACACAGUGCAUACAAAUCAGUAGCUAACCACUUGAUAGUCUGGUGACUCAGUGCUAGCUUGCAGUCUGCACCUAUUACAGUCUUGAUGAGGUAUGUGACAUUUUUUUUCACAAUUUCUAAUCUUAGGCCAUCCAGAGCACUUACAUUAGGAUAACUAUGAAUGAGCUAACUCUAUGUUUAUGUUGGCUUGUACAGUACCACCAAUCAUUUCAAUGUUUUCCUGUGGGCAUAGCCAGUUUACUGAACAUCUGAGUCAAUGUCAUGUCUCUGCUCCCUGUAACUGUAAACCAAUGUAGCUAUAAUGGUGGAGUAUGUCAGCGUAACAUGCAUGGCAUUCCUCUGAGCUUCUGUGUGCUGUCUUUCAGCCUACCACACAGCAGUCACCCCAGGAUGAGCAGGAAAAGCUACUUGAUGAAGCCGUGCAAGCUGUCAAGGUCCAGUCAUUUCAGAUGAAGCGUUGCCUGGUAAGAUCUGCUUAUUUCCUCCUGUGCGGGUCCCUUUGACUUCCUUCUCUUUUCUGUUAACAAUAUUGCAAAUAUGUAUUGUAUUCUCUGACCCUCAUCAGUGUAUGAGAGAGACUAUGUUACACUACAGCAUAUUUUGGAGCAGUGUAUCAGAGAUUAACCUAACUGUACUGGUUACUCAUAUUGACUUGUUACUUGACUUAUUUGAUUGCUGACACUUCCAUCCGUAGGACAAGAACAAGCUGAUGGAUGCAUUGAAACAUGCAUCUAACAUGCUGGGGGAACUCAGGACCUCCAUGUUAUCUCCAAAGAGCUACUAUGAACUCUGUAUCCUUUACCUGCUGCAACCUAUGGAUCUCUGGUCUAGACAUAAAUAAAUGCACUCUCCUCAUUCUCCAGAUCAUUUGACUGUUCUAGGCAAGUCCAUGUUUGGUGUUAUUUACAGUUGUGCUAUGAGUCCCUAAUUCUGAGUGCAGACAUGGCCAUCUCUGACGAGCUCCACUACCUGGAGGUGUACCUGACAGAUGAGUUUGCCAAGGGCAGGAAGGUGGCUGACCUCUAUGAGCUGGUUCAAUAUGCAGGGAACAUCAUCCCCAGACUGUGAGUACUCAAGCACCCUAAUGAUUGUGUCAGAUAGUGAAUAAAGUGAAGUGUAAAUGGAAAGCUGCAUAUGUUCUCUUGUACUAGCCUACUUGUACAUGUGAUCAAUCAUGUGACAACAAUGCGCUCUUUAGGCAGUGCAAACCAGAUGAGGGAGCUUGACCCUAGAGGAAUAGGAAACAGGUCAAGUAAUGAGCCCCCCCUUCCUCUCUCCCCAGUUACCUGCUGAUCACUGUGGGGGUGGUGUAUGUUCGCUCCUUCCCUCAGUCGCGUAAGGACAUCCUGAAGGACCUGGUGGAGAUGUGUCGUGGGGUGCAGCACCCGCUGAGAGGCCUGUUCCUCAGAAACUACCUGCUGCAGUGCACCCGCAACAUCUUGCCUGACGACGGGGAGCAGCUAGAGUAAGAACAAGGGAGAAUCUUAAUUGCAUACUCCUUGCGUCCUCUCUCCUCACCUCCUUCACAAAACCCAUUGGAGGAGAAGGUCAAAGGGGAGGGACAUCUGGCUUUCUCACCCAAUGGGUUUUGAGAAAGAGGUGAGGAGAGAGGACACGAGGAGUAUGCAAUUGAGAUUCUCCCAAUCUCUCCUCAUGGGGCUCCCCUCCUGAGCUGCCCCUCACUCAUUCUCAUCGACUGA
Messenger RNA from Coregonus sp. 'balchen', 2276 nucleotides. Lineage: Eukaryota; Metazoa; Chordata; Actinopteri; Salmoniformes; Salmonidae. The record is from the annotation of a GenBank genome assembly.